Aphis gossypii (cotton aphid) is the source of this 3931-nucleotide messenger RNA. RefSeq names its product peptidyl-prolyl cis-trans isomerase D (gene Cyp40). The record is from RefSeq and is a predicted model, not a curated record. NCBI's taxonomy places the organism in Eukaryota, Metazoa, Arthropoda, Insecta, Hemiptera, Aphididae. Gene Ontology annotation, molecular function: protein binding; peptidyl-prolyl cis-trans isomerase activity. The transcript is spliced from 9 exons. Bases 166 to 1290 code for a protein of 374 amino acids. Gene Ontology annotation, biological process: protein peptidyl-prolyl isomerization.
UGUGGCUACAACUUGCUCCAUUUAGUUCAUAGACUAAUCCGAUUCCAUUGACCGUUCGUCCGUUCCAGACGUUCCAGUUAAAAGAAUUGUUGAACGAUCAAUGAUGUGAUGUGUUAUUGAUAUGAUUAUCAUAAUAUAGCCAUAAAGGUAUUUUAUUCCUUGACCAUGGAUAAUAGCAGUGUCACUGCUGGAAACUCUGUAGUUUUUUUGGAUAUCGAAAUUGCCCAAGAAAAAAUUGGACGUAUUGUCAUUGAAUUGUUUAAUAAUAUAGUACCUAAGACUGCUGAAAACUUUAGAGCUCUUUGUACUGGUGAAAGAGGUAAUGGUUUAUCAGGAAAGCCACUACAUUUAAAAGGAUCAUUAUUCCAUCGAGCUGUUCCAGAAUUUAUGAUCCAGGGUGGUGACAUUACUGCUGGUAAUGGAUCUGGUGGUGAAAGUAUUUAUGGUUUAUUUUUUGAGGAUGAAAACUUUGAAUUGCUGCAUGAAGAACCUGGAGUCUUGAGUAUGGCAAAUACAGGUCAAAAAAAUACUAAUAACUCCCAGUUUUUUAUCACAACUGCUCCAUGUUCACAUUUGGAUGGUAAGAAUGUUGUUUUUGGAAAAGUGAAAAAAGGAUUUUGUGUAGUUCAAACAAUAUCUACCACUACUACUAAUAAUGAUAUCCCUAUCAAUCCUUGUAUAAUCACAGAUUGCGGUGAGCUAUCAAGUGAUAGUAAUACUUGGAAUAUUAAUGAAAAUGAUGCAACCAGUGAUGUUUUCCCCCCUUUCCCCGAAGAUUGGACCAUUCAGCCAGUUGAUCUUGAUGUAUUACAAAUCUGUGAUGUUCUAAAUAAAAUCAAAGAAUCAGGAAAUCAUUUUUUUAGUUGCAAAAAUUAUUCAUGUGCUAGACGAAAAUAUGAUAAAGUGUUACGAUAUUUUGAAUGGUAUAAAAGUUAUCAUAAAAACUCUAAAAUGGAUUUUAACAUGCUGGAAAACAUUAAAACAAAUACAUUGUUAAAUUUAUCCACUGUUCAUUUAAAAGAAAACAAUUACAAAAUUGCAAUUGAAUUAUCAGAACAGGUUUUAAAUCUAGAUUGUAAUAAUGGAAAGGCUCUUUUUCGCCUUGGUAAAGCAUUUGGUUCACUUAGGAAUUAUGAAAAAGCAAUAAAAUAUUAUAAACAAGCUUUAGACAUUUUUCCAGAUGAAAAAAAUAUUUUAAUUGAGUUAAAAAAAGUAAAACAAGCUCAAAAGCAAUAUUUAGUUAUGGAAAAAAAACUUUAUUCAAAAAUGUUUUCAUCUUUGGGAGAUUGACUUUAAAACAUAAUAUAUUAUAAUUAUACUAUAAGCACAUUAUUCUUAAUUGUUGAUAAAAUUGGUUUAAUUUUUGAUAAAUUAGAAGUAUUACAAUUAAUGUUAACUUUUUUUAUAAUUUAAAAAUAGUAUUUUUUUUGUAUUAUUGUUAUAAUUCAUGUUUAGAUUAAAAUAUUAUCGCCUGAAAACUUAAAUAACAAACACAAAAUUCAUGAUAAUUAAAAUAUCAUUUUAAAAAAUACUAUUACUUACACAUUUUAUACAAAUAAAAUAAUAUUUACUAUUUUAGAAAGAAGUUUUUACAAUUGAGAUGUAUAUUUAUUUCACAUCUUUAUAUGUGUAAUAAAACAAGUUUAUUUCAUUUUGUAAAAAGUACAAAUUUUCAAUUUUUAAUUCAUGAUAAACAUUUAUCUUUCAAGUUUUCUUCAAAGAUAGUAAAUUUUUACAUUCUAAGUCUUUUCUUCUUUUUUAUAGUAUCGAUUUUUUAGGCCAUACUGAUAAAUAUACCACCUUCCAUCAUUCUCUAUGUUUUAUUAAGUCUUACCAAUUAAUUGUUGGCUUUAUUUGAUUAACCUAUUUUUAUUUUAUUUUUCCAUCGUAAUUGGGACAGUGGCGUAGAUACAAUUUUUUUCUAGGGGGGAGAGGUUAUAUUAUAUUUAUGAUACAAAUUACGAGAUAUUAGUACUUCGUUUUUAUUUUGCUCUAACCAUUAUAUAAAAUAUUUUGGUUUUAGGUGGGGUGGAAACCCCUUACACAGCCCUCGUAAAUACGCCACUGAAUUGGGAUAUCCUACACUAUAUCUACAGCUAACAGGCAAACGACUAUUUCCUUCACUUUGUAUGUAUCCACCAUAGUAAUUGAAUAUUAAUUUUCAAUAGAAAAUACAUCAAAUGGGCUCACUCUAGUGGUUCUAGCUACAACUAUCAUUAAGUUAUUUCAAUUAUACUAGUAGCUGUAUCCACCAUUUUUUACAGUUUAAUUAACAGGUAUACAAAAAUACAGACUUAUGCACCAGUAUGAACGCAUCAGCUUUUUCUAAAAUAAUAUGAAUGGACAUAACGUAAAGUAGUUGUAUCUUAAGUUUAACUAUUGAAAAUAAUAUAAAAUUAGUAAAAAUUGGUUUUAUGGCUCUCCUAAAAAAUAGUGUUAGGAUAAGGCCAUUUGUUUGUUAGCUGUCAAUAUGUACUAAGGUGUGUUCUAUCAUCCAAUUGAGAUUCUGAGAUUCAUUAGAAUUGCCUUAUUUCAACUUCCUCUGAAAUUUUGGACUUUGAUAUAACGGUUUGAAUUCCUUAUUAUUUUAAAUCCUACUAUUCUUUUUAAUUUCUAUGUACAGUAAAAUUGACCUUAUUAAGUUAAAUAGUUUCAUAAAUAGAUUGAACUGUUGAAGUAUUAUUGGUACUGAAUCCACAGAAUAAAUGAAAUGAUUUAUUCUGUGCUAAAUCUUUGUGUAUAAAAUUAUACAUUUUUCUUGAGUCAAAUAAAACAUAAUAUGUACUUUUUUCAUUCUCCAACUUUAGUUUUAUACUUUUAUUCAGUUUUAUAUCUACUUAUUUGAAUAUAAAUUUGAUAAAUAUAUAAAAAUAAAGUAAAAAAUUUUUUUGAAUAUUUAGCAGGUAGAAAGGUACUUCUUUAAUUAUUGCAUACCUAUUUAUUUAUCGCCUUUAUGUAUAAGAUAAAUAUAAUUACUAUCCUCCAUUUUUCUGAAAUUAUCUGCUUUAGCCAUUUUUUCUUCAUUAUUAAAUGAACCUUUUCAGAUAUCUCCUAUCUAUUUUCUUCAAUAGAUACUUAUUCUCUCCAAAUGCUUUAUAAUUUUUAGAUUUUUAAUUUGUAUUGGGAAAUAAUAUGUAGUAUUGUUCAAUUCUUGGUCAUUAAAUCUAAAAUAUGAUUAUUUAGUUUCUUUAGUAUUCAAUAACUUACUUAUAGAAAAGUAUCAAUGCAUGACCAGCGUAAAAACAAAUAAAUAACUUGAUAAUAAAUUUGAUUACCUUUUAAAGAUUAAAAUUCUUUUAGUUUAUUUCUAUAUGAUUUCAAUAAACAACAACUAAACAUAUAAGUUAUUUAAAUAAUAUAAUGUACAAUAACCAUAAUUACAUUUCUAUUUUUUGUUGUCAAUUAAAAUAGGUACUAAAUUAUUUAAUAAUUUUAUACCAUUGGUAUUUUUCUAUAUUCCGUCUAAGACUAAAUUUUAUUAUUAAGAUAUAUUUUAAUUAUUAUACAUACAUAAUAUUUACAUGUAUUAUUUAAAUUUAUGUAAUUUUUACAAUUUUUAAAUAAUUAUUAUUUGUUACCUACCUAGUAUAAGCUUUUUUUUUUUAAUUUCAUACAUUAUUUUAUAAAUCAUCGACAAAUAGAUAGUUCUCAAUAAUUAAUGACAGUUGCUAUUAUUUAUAUAAUUUAAUGCAACUUUAAUUAUUAAAAUAUUUUAUUGUAUUGUGAAAUUUGAACUUUUUUAAAAAAACUUUCAAAAUACGAGCAGUCAUUAUGAACAAAAUUAGUUUCUAGUUCCUAAAAUGUGGUGCCCAACACAAUAAUAUAAUAAAUUAAAUAUUUCAAAUUUGUACUACCUACUCUUAGAUAGGUAUCAGUUUGAUUAAACUUGAACAUGUUAUUAUUAAUAAAGAUGUACUUAUUUGUCUUUUUA